AUGUUCCCAUACGUUUGGUUGGUUCUUCUGCUCUUAAAGGAAGAUGGUGUUGGAAAUGUUGGGUUUAUGGUGUUGGCACAAACCAAUGAAAGAAGAGUGGUGGCCUAUAUGCCGGGGGACAUUGUUAUCGGAGCACUGUUUUCUGUUCACCACCAGCCAACUGUUGAGAAGGUUCAUGAAAGAAAAUGUGGAGAGGUUCGGGAACAGUAUGGCAUCCAGAGAGUGGAAGCCAUGCUGCACGCCCUCGACAGAAUCAACGCAGACCCCAAUCUGUUGCCAAACAUAACUCUUGGAUGUGAGAUCCGUGAUUCCUGCUGGCAUUCUGCGGUGGCAUUGGAACAAAGUAUUGAGUUCAUAAGAGACUCUCUUAUUUCAUCUGAAGAAGAAGAAGGUUUAGUCCGUUGUGUUGAUGGUUCCUCGUCUUCUUUCCACUCAAAAAAGCCCAUCGUUGGAGUUAUUGGACCUGGCUCCAGCUCUGUAGCUAUUCAAGUGCAGAAUUUAUUGCAGCUUUUUAAUAUACCUCAAAUUGCUUAUUCGGCAACAAGCAUGGACCUCAGUGACAAAACCCUGUACAAGUAUUUCAUGAGAGUAGUACCUUCGGAUGCCCAACAAGCAAGAGCCAUGGUGGAUAUUGUCAAAAGGUACAACUGGACUUAUGUGUCUGCAGUGCACACCGAAGGUAACUAUGGAGAAAGAGGCAUGGAAGCUUUUAAGGACAUGUCUGCCAAGGAUGGGGUCUGCAUCGCUCACUCCUACAAGAUUUACAGUAAUGCUGGAGAACAGAACUUUGAUAAAUUGUUAAAGAAAUUGCAGAGUAAUCUUCCCAAGGCCAGAGUCGUGGUCUGCUUCUGCGAAGGAAUGACAGUCCGAGGACUUUUAAUGGCAAUGAGGCGUCAGGGCAUAGUUGGGGAGUUCCUUCUUCUAGGCAGUGACGGCUGGGCCGACAGGUACGAUGUGACAGACAGCUAUCAGCGAGAGGCUGCCGGAGGAAUAACCAUCAAACUGCAGUCUCCUGAUGUGAAAUGGUUUGACGAUUAUUACCUGCAGCUACGGCCAGAAACCAAUCUCCGCAAUCCCUGGUUCCAGGAGUUUUGGCAAAACAAGUUCAAGUGCAAAUUGAAAGGAUAUUCACAGGACAACCAAAUCUACAACAAGACCUGCAGCUCUCGACUGGCUUUAUCGUAUCAGUACACUCAGGAUUCCAAAAUGGGAUUUGUUAUUAAUGCGAUAUACGCCAUGGCCUAUGGCCUGCACAGUAUGCAGAUGUCUCUGUGUCCCGGGUAUGCCGGCCUCUGCGACGCUAUGAAGCCGAUAGAUGGACAGAAGCUUCUGGACUUCAUCAUGAAAGCGAAUUUCACAGGUGUAGCCGGUGACAUGAUCAUGUUUGAUGAAAAUGGAGACUCACCUGGAAGGUACGAAAUCAUGAAUUUUAAGAAAAUGGGUAAAGAUUACUUUGAUUACAUCAAUGUUGGAAGCUGGGACAAUGGAGAACUAAAGAUGGACGAUGACGAAAUCUGGUCCAGUAAGAAUUCUGUCAUUAGAUCAGUCUGCAGCGAACCGUGCGCAAAAGGACAAAUAAAGGUAAUUCGGAAAGGAGAGGUGAGCUGCUGCUGGACCUGCACCCCCUGUAAAGAAAAUGAGAUUGUUUUUGAUGAAUACACCUGUAAAGCUUGUGAACUAGGCUCCUGGCCUACUGAUGAUCUCACAGGAUGUAUCCAUAUCCCUGUAGAAUACCUCCGGUGGAGUGACCCUGAGCCAAUAGCAGCUGUAGUCUUCGCAUGUCUUGGUCUUCUUGCCACCAUGUUCGUCACAGCAAUAUUCAUCUUGUAUCGAGAUACUCCUGUAGUGAAGUCAUCGAGCAGAGAACUGUGCUACAUCAUCCUGGCCGGCAUCUGCUUAGGCUACCUGUGCACGUUCUGUCUCAUUGCGAAACCUCAACGGAUUUACUGUUACCUGCAAAGAAUUGGUAUUGGCCUUUCCCCAGCUAUGAGCUAUUCGGCUCUUGUGACCAAAACCAACCGCAUUGCCCGGAUCUUGGCUGGUAGCAAGAAGAAGAUCUGUACCAAAAAGCCUCGAUUCAUGAGUGCCUGCGCACAACUGGUCAUUGCUUUCCUCCUAAUCUGCAUCCAGUUAGGAAUCAUCAUCGCUCUGUUUAUCAUGCAGCCUCCGGAUAUCAUGUUUGAUUACCCAAGCAUUCGAGAAGUCUACUUGAUUUGCAACACCAACAAUAUUGGUGUGGUGACGCCACUUGGCUACAAUGGACUGUUGAUCUUGAGCUGUACCUUUUAUGCAUUCAAGACCAGAAAUGUGCCGGCCAACUUUAACGAGGCAAAGUACAUCGCUUUUACCAUGUACACCACCUGCAUCAUAUGGUUAGCCUUUGUGCCAAUAUAUUUUGGUAGCAACUACAAAAUUAUCACCAUGUGCUUCUCAGUGAGCUUAAGUGCCACAGUAGCGCUCGGUUGUAUGUUUGUGCCUAAAGUGUAUAUCAUCCUUGCAAAACCGGAAAGAAAUGUCCGCAGCGCAUUCACUACCUCCACGGUGGUCCGAAUGCAUGUUGGGGAUGGAAAGUCUUCAUCAGCUGCCAGUCGGUCCAGCAGUUUGGUCAAUUUAUGGAAACGGAGAGGGUCUUCUGGAGAAACAUUAAGCAUUUCAUUUACUCCUGGGCCUACUCACACCUAUUGUCAGCAACCAAUCGGAAUCUCUAAUGGAAAAUCCGUUACUUGGGCACAAAAUGAGAAGAGCAAUCGGGGUCACCAUCUAUGGCAGAGGCUUUCUGUUCAUGUCAAGAAAAAGGAUAGUACAAACCAGACAGCUGUCAUUAAGCCCUUCUCUAAAAGCAGCACAGAAAACAGAUAUAUUAGCACUUCCUUUCCUGACUCCAGUGCCAAAAUGCUGUAUGAUGUUUCUGAAGUUGAGGAGCAUUAUCCAGUACAGUACCGACCACAGACACCUUCUCCAAUCAGCACUGUAAGCCAGAGAGCAACUUCUGUAACCCGGACCGAUGAUGACAUCCCGUCUUUUCAUUCAGAUACUGCCCAACGAAGCGGUUCUUCUCAAGGUUCCUUAAUGGACCAAAUCAGUAAUGUUGUGACCCGAUUCACCGCUAAUAUCAGUGAGCUAAACUCCAUGAUGCUUUCUUCUAACACCCAAGGAACAUUGGUGCCCACCCCUUUAUGUUCUUCCUACCUGAUUCCAAGGGAGAUCCAACUUCCCACAGCUAUGACCACCUUUGCAGAGAUCCAGCCAGCCCCAGCAAUUGAAUUUAACGGUGGGUCACUUACUACCAGAAAGUCCUCUUCUGACAGCGUCAAAGAUAGCACUUCAGAAGCACCAGUAGUAAAGCAAGAUGUUGAGGAGUUGGUGGCAUUAACACCUCCUUCUCCUUUUAGAGACUCCAUUGACUCAGAAAGCACUUCCCCUAGUUCCCCAGUUUCAGAAUCAGCUCUUUGUACCCCAUCAUCACCUAAGUAUGACAACAUGAUCUUGAGAGACUACUCUCAAAGUUCUUCCUCAUUGUGA
Bufo bufo (common toad) is the source of this 3522-nucleotide messenger RNA. RefSeq names its product glutamate metabotropic receptor 5 (gene GRM5). Gene Ontology annotation, biological process: regulation of synaptic transmission, glutamatergic; G protein-coupled glutamate receptor signaling pathway; trans-synaptic signaling by endocannabinoid, modulating synaptic transmission. The record is from RefSeq and is a predicted model, not a curated record. Bases 1 to 3522 code for a protein of 1173 amino acids. Lineage: Eukaryota; Metazoa; Chordata; Amphibia; Anura; Bufonidae. Gene Ontology annotation, cellular component: postsynaptic density membrane. The transcript is spliced from 9 exons. Gene Ontology annotation, molecular function: G protein-coupled receptor activity involved in regulation of postsynaptic membrane potential; adenylate cyclase inhibiting G protein-coupled glutamate receptor activity.